GAUAAUAAGUGUGAGACAAGAAGUAUAUCAUCGGAUAUAUCAAAGUCAACCAAAUCGUGGAAACAACCCCUGAAGGGCACUCUCAAGAAGGCAUUCAGCAGUAAUAACCUAUUUGUGAGCACCGGUCACAACAAACCGGUGCCAAAGGCGGCCACUCUCGACAGGGAGAGAGCAAUGAUUAUCAAUUCAGAUGAUAUAAUAACUAAUACUGAUGUCCAACCAAACCAUAUAAAUAAUAAUAAUUACAAUAAUAACAGGACAUCUUCGACGGCAGACACAAAAAUUUCAUUAAAACAAACACAAAACAGACAAAGAAUAUUAGCAGCGCUUAAGAAAACUGAAAGACGGCAUACACUAGACAUCGACGAGAUUAUGGCGAAUCUGAAGCACCCGUCGGUUGCGGUUGAGAAGAGGGCCACUCAGGCCAGUCCGGACUCCCUCUACUCGUCCUUGGAAUCGCUUAUUAACCGAAAACAAUCCAAAACCGAUUAUCACCAGAAAUACGACGGCCUUAAUAAAGAGGAAUUGAUUCAAUUGAUUGAAUCCCAACAGUUGACAAUAUUGGGUCUAAACGAGCAAAUCAAUGAUUUGGAGCAUUAUAUCGACAAUCUAUUGAUAUAA
Medioppia subpectinata is the source of this 621-nucleotide messenger RNA. NCBI's taxonomy places the organism in Eukaryota, Metazoa, Arthropoda, Arachnida, Sarcoptiformes, Oppiidae. The record is from the annotation of a GenBank genome assembly.